CGUCCAGUCCCGCCUCCUCCUUCAGCCCUCGUCCGAUCGUCAUUCUGCCAUCGAACCGUUGUUUUUGCGGCUGCACCCAUCAGACGACCAACCUGCACUUAAAAUAAGGACAACAGGCCUCGAACUGCGCAUUUAAAAUAACCAAAUCGGAGCCCCUGCAAAACCUUCAUCAAAAAUGACUUCAGUGGCAGAGUUUGAGAAGGCGGCGGAAGAUGUGAAGAACUUGAAGACGAGGCCGUCGGACCAGGAGUUGCUUGACCUCUAUGGACUGUAUAAGCAGUCAACUGUCGGAGACAUCAACACAGAUAGGCCGGGGAUGUUGGACUUGAAAGGGAAAGCCAAGUGGGAUGCAUGGAACUCCAGGAAAGUGCGUCCAUUUGCAUCUGACCAGGAAUUUAAAGCUACAGUGGAUAUUGUACGGACAUUUCAAGAAGGUAUUGGAAAGGAGCUGCAUCACAAACUCCUCCAGAGAGCCGAGACCAGGAGGAACUGGCUGGAAGAGUGGUGGUCAGAUGCCGCAUACCUGGAAGUGCGCAUCCCAUCUCAGCUUCUCGUGAACUUCGCUGGUCCUGCUGCCUAUUUAGAGCACUGCUGGCCCCCCGCCGAAGGAACUCAACUCGAGAGGGCCAGUGUUAACGUCUGGCACACGCUACAGUAUUGGGAUCUCAUUUACAAGGAGAAGAUGCCCCCUCAUAAAGCUGGUAAGAUGGUGUUGGAUAUGGACCAAUUCAGAAUGCUCUUCUGUACUUGCAAAGUACCUGGCGUUAAGAAGGACACCAUCCAUAACUAUUUCAGAACAGAGCGAGAGGGCCACUGCCCGUCCCACCUGGUUGUGACGUGUCGCGGACGGAUUUUCACUUUUGAUGCACUUUGUAAUGGUGAAAUGCUCACACCACCAGAACUCUUCAGGCAACUGAGCUAUGUGAAAGAGUGCUGCGCGGGACGGCCAGAUGGCGAUGGUGUUGCUGCCCUGACCUCCGAUGAAAGGACUCGAUGGGCAAAGGCCAGGGAGCAUCUCAUUAGUAUUGAUCCUCACAAUGAAAGCAUCCUGGAGACCAUCCAGAGCAGCCUCUUCUUAAUAUCCCUCGACGACGCCAUGCCAUACUCUUCUGCAGAGAAUUACACAAAUAUUGCAUUGGAAGCACUUACAGGAGACCCCAGCAUUCGUUGGGGGGACAAAUCCUAUAACUCCCUGGUGUUCGCCGACGGUACUUUUGGAUCCAAUUGUGAUCAUGCACCGUAUGAUGCAAUGGUCAUGGUGUCCAUGUGUUGGUAUGUUGACCAGCAGCUUAAAGCUACAGAAGGCAAAUGGAAGGGCUCAAACAGAGUUCGACCCAUGCCUUUACCUGCGGAACUCGUUUUUACCGUGGAUCAAAAAGUUCUGGAUGACAUUAACCACGCCAAACGGCAAUAUGUAGAGAAGGCGCAAGAUCUCCAACUUGUGUGUCACGCCUUCACGGGUUUUGGGAAAUCAGCAAUCAAGAAGAAGAAUCUACACCCUGAUACCUUCGUUCAGCUGGCCAUGCAACUGAGCUACUACCGCAUACACAAAAUGGCAGGGAGUUGCUAUGAAACGGCAACAACUCGCAGGUUCUACCAUGGCAGGACAGAAACCAUGCGGCCUUGCACUAGCGAGGCGCUCAGCUGGUGUCAAGCCAUGACGGACCCCACGUGCGAGAUUCAUGACAAGAGGAAAGCCAUGCUGCAAGCCUUCAACAAACACAAUAAGCUGAUGGCAGAAGGUCAAGAGGGCAAAGGUUUUGACAGACAUCUCCUUGGACUCUAUCUCAUCGCCAAGGAGGCGGGACUUCCCACUCCUGCCCUCUACACAGAUCCCCUCUACUCAAAGAGUGGAGGUGGCGGGAACUUUGUGCUGUCCUCCAGUCUGGUGGGCUACACGUCAGUCCUGGGUGUUGUCGCUCCUAUGGUUCAUCACGGCUACGGCUUCUUCUAUCGAAUCAACGACGACAGGAUUGUGAUCUCCGUCUCGGCAUGGAAAUCUUGCCGUCAAACAGAUGCCACAACAUUGUUCAACAACUUCUCCAAUUCCAUGCAUGACAUGUUCCACCUUGCCACCACGUCUCAGCUAUAAAUAUUCGCUCGCACCAAGAGACAGAAGAGCAUUCCGUUAGGUGCCUCUCGUCACGUCCACUCAUCUGCUCUUCUUCUCCAAUGCGACUAGUCAAGCGUAGUAAGUCUUUGUUGAGUAUUACUCUGUACUGUUUUAGUUUUGAAGUCAUAUUUGAAACACUGAAGGGCCACAAAAGGCCUCAAACAUUAGCCAGGAUGAUCAAUACCUUCACUUAAUUGUAAAUGGGCAUUUAUCAGAGGUAAGUUGCUUAUUACGAACUAUGCCUUUUAUUUGCACAAUUAAUUUUUGUAAUGUUGCAUAA
Molecule: messenger RNA, 2393 nt
Organism: Syngnathus acus (greater pipefish)
Lineage: Eukaryota; Metazoa; Chordata; Actinopteri; Syngnathiformes; Syngnathidae
Product: acyl-CoA-binding protein homolog
Exons: 18
Coding region: 176-2092 (638 amino acids)
Biological process (GO): fatty acid metabolic process
Cellular component (GO): peroxisome
Molecular function (GO): carnitine O-octanoyltransferase activity; fatty-acyl-CoA binding
Source: RefSeq, a predicted model, not a curated record